Molecule: messenger RNA, 2933 nt
Organism: Babjeviella inositovora NRRL Y-12698
Lineage: Eukaryota; Fungi; Ascomycota; Pichiomycetes; Serinales
Exons: 1
Coding region: 242-2710 (822 amino acids)
Source: RefSeq, a predicted model, not a curated record
CUUUUAUUGCUCUCAUGGCGUCAUAUCAUCGGGCGGCAGCAAUCGAGAAUUCGAUCUUGAUCUCUAUGCAGGCAAUCCAUGCACGGGCUCGGGAUUCAGACGCAUAAGGUCCUGCAGCAAGCUUUCAACAGCAACCAUUGAAAAGUGUCGUCUCGCUUUGGCAAAUAUAAAAAGGCUUCAAGCUGCAAAUCCUUGAAAUUUCAUCUCUAAAUUCAAAUACACCUCUACACUCCAUUUUACAAUGAAACUCUCUAAGGUGGUGCUCACGUUGACGGCUACCUGGAUGGUGGCCGCACAUUCCGCCGCGUCCCUGCAUCUGACGAGAGCCGACCGCAUCGCUGUCAGCUCCAAGAUCUUUGAAAGAUGGGACCGGAAUGAUAUUAACGAGUUUUUAGAUGAUCACAAUGUUCCCUACAACACCGCGUCUAGUGACGAGGAAUUAAAAUCCUUGGCUCUCUGGCAAUACGAGAAGAUGGCUGCGGACUAUGCCAGAAAAAUAGCCAAGACGAUCCCCGACCUCGAAAAGCAGAGUCUUUUUGCCAAGCUCAAACAGCACGUACUUAACGUGAAGGAAGAUGCCAGUGCCAUUGCCGACCACUUUGGCAGUAACUGGGACUACUUUUUCCAUGAAGCAGAGAAGGCGACCCAGAAUGCAAAGGACUCCAUCGACUCUGUUAAGGCCAAAGGGGAGCAAGCGACCGACCGCGUCAAGGACUCCGCCAAUGCCGCUAAAGCCAGUGUUAUUAAAAAGGCCAACGAUGUCCAAUCUGACGCUGCUAAGAAGGUCGAUGAUGUUACUAACCAGGUAGCAGCUAGCAAGAAAAAAGCAAAGGACUCCUACGAAUCCAUCACGUCGUGGGUCUUUGACACCUGGUCCACGGCCACCUUAAAGUCGUACUUAAAGGCAAACGAUAUCAAGUUCAAGGCGGACGAAACCAAGAAGCAGUUGGUGAUCCGGGCGAAGAAGAACUACAGGACCAUUGCGGACGCUAACAAGGCGACCGGCUGGUACCCAGGAAACUGGUUGUACAAGGCGUGGACCGAGGAGGAUUUGGCAGCCUGGUUGAAGAAGUUUGGUAUUCCCUUUGCCUCCGGUUCAUCGAAAAACGAAUUGGUCUCCAAGGUCAAAAACAACAUCUACUUGGCCACCCGCGACAAGAAGGACUCAUACUCCUCGUUCUUAGAUGACUUGGAAUUAAGUGACGCUGACAUCUUUGACAGGGCUGGCAAGGUGAAGCGGCUGUUCAUUGAAACCUGGUCGGAGUCGCAGUUGCGUGAAUGGUUGGCGGACCACGAGGUUGAUGAUCUUGGUGAAAAGGCUUUGGAAACCAAGGAGCAGUUGGUGGCUUAUGUUGAGGAACACUCCAGCGACUUGGUCUUUGAUAUCCAGUCAUGGUUAGCGAGCGCUUCCAAGACCGCUAGUCCGUGGUUGAGCAAGGCCUCCAAGAAAUCCAACCUUGUCAACCACACCUUCUUGGUGGACGUGGAUAAAUGGCCAAAAGACAGGUUAAAGGCGUUCUUGAAGGCCCGUGGGGUGUCGAUUCCAUUGUUUGCCACCAAGCUUGAACUUGUCUACUUGGUCAAGAAGAAUGCGAACACUUUGUUGGGGCCUAAUGUACAGAAUCUCGGAGACAUUUUCUUCCAGGGCUGGGAAACUGACAAGAUUAAAGAUUGGUUGACCGAGCACAAGUUGGCCAUUGACGGCAACCGUGAGGUUUUGCUCGAACGCGCUCGCCAGUGGUACGCAGAUUUGAAGGGCAAUGCCGAUGAAUUGGCCAACGAGCAAUUCCAUAAGGGAACCAAGGCUGCCCAGGCUGCCGGUGCCAGUGCGUAUUCCGCUGCGGAAGAGUGGGCCGAUGCCGUCGAAACCCAUGCUGCAAAGGGCAAGGAGUAUGUUGGCAUUGCUGCCGAAAGCGUCAAGAAGCACGUUGAAAAGGGGGCCAAAGCUGCGAGCCAGGCGGCUGAGGAUGCCUUGAGCGAGGCGUCGGAGUUGGCGGACGCUGCCAAGCCGCAUAUUUCCACCGGUCUAGAGAAAGGUGCCAGUGCUGUUAGUAAGGCUGCCCAGGACGCCUUGAGCGGGGCGUCAGAAUUGGCGGACGCUGCCAAACCGCAUAUUUCCACCGGGUUGGAAAAAGGUGCCGAGUACGCGAGUAAGGCUGCCGAUGAAGCGGUCAAGCAGGCCGCCAACGCUGCCGAAGCUGCCAAGCCCCAUAUCGAAAAAGGUGCGCAGUAUGCGAAAGAGGCUGGGGCUGAAGCUCUAAACCACGCUGCCAACGCUGCCAACGAUGCUAAGGAUUUUGUAGCGGCAAAGGCAGCGGAGGAAUUAAAUGCCAAAACGCUCGGAAAGCGCUACGAAGAUAUCAAGAGUGGGACCUCCAAAUGGUGGUCUGAUCUAGCCAAGGCUGGCUCCGAUCACUUUGACAGCUGGAGCGACGGUGACUUGAUCAGCUAUUUGAAGAGCUUCGGCUACUCCAAGCGGAGCACCGCGCAGCACUCGCGUGAGGAUUUGCUCAGGUUGGUCAAGGAGAACGCUGGCUACUUCUUUGGUACCACCCACAACAGCAAGGACGGUACUCCGGGCAGAUUCGGCGGGCAUUCCAACGUUGUCGGCAUCACCCUUACCGGCAAGCUUCUUGUGUGGUACAAACAGCAGGUGUACGCUUGGAAGAGCUAUUUGGUUCCAUAUUGGCCAUUCAGUGAGUUCUUGUAAUCCAUGCUGUAUCCUUUCGCUAUUGAUAUACGUAAAUGCUUAUUAUUUGAGAUGCUAUGUAGGGUGGAGGAAAGUCACAGAAACAGCUAUAUAAUUUGAAUAAGGCGCUAAGAACCGAGGGAUACAUUCAAUGACCUGAAUCUUCGAUUGAUGUAGUGUCAUUAACCGUACCGUGGAGCUAUAUAUAUGGUAUUCUUAUAUCAGGUGCAAAUAUUUCAAAGGC